Molecule: messenger RNA, 3346 nt
Organism: Strigops habroptila (Kakapo)
Lineage: Eukaryota; Metazoa; Chordata; Aves; Psittaciformes; Psittacidae
Gene: IQUB
Product: IQ motif and ubiquitin domain containing
Exons: 12
Coding region: 883-2730 (615 amino acids)
Biological process (GO): cilium assembly
Cellular component (GO): motile cilium; acrosomal vesicle
Source: RefSeq, a predicted model, not a curated record
UACCGCGACGCGCCACCGCCCGGGGAAGCGGCCGCUGCGGAGAGCGGCGCGGGGCGGGAGCCGCGGGGGAAGUAACGGGCGCGGGGCCGGGCGGGGGGCGCGGGGCGGGCCGGGGGAGCCGCUGCCCUCCGGCACAGCCACGGGCUGCGGUCCCGGGCGCGCGGCAUGCCGGGAGGGCCGGCCCGGCCCCGCGGUUGCGUCUGCGCGCCGCCCGGCGCCGCGUGAUGGGGCUCGGCGGCACAACGGGCGAGGGGGCGCCCGCCGGGAUGCGCGGUCGGUUGCAAUGACCCGAGUGGCCGGCGCCUGGCCGGGGAUCGCCGCCCUUCGCUGCUGCUGCUGCUGCUCGCGUUUUUCACGAUUGUGGGAUUCGGGUUCUGCCAGCCCAUGUCAUCGCAGCGGCAGCACAGAAAACAUUAAAGAAGGGUUGAAAGUGUGCAACUGAUAUUUCAGGAAAAGGAGGGUAUGUUGAAUAGUUGCUGUGAAGUUGUUACAGCAGAAGGGCCAGGUGCAGAGCAACCAUCUGCAUCCCCACCAAGAAGUGCAGUCGGAGAGGGCAAGAACGGGGACGAAGCGGAGAAGCCUCUGCUUUCAGAAGCUACAGGCAUUGCACAGUGAGGAGGGCUGUGAGCAGCAGUCUUCCCUGGAGCAGUCAGUUUUGAAGGAACAGGAGCAGUCAAGUUCGGCACAGUGGGAACAACCUGGAGAAGGGCUAGGCAAUCAAGGAGCAAUUGGAAAUAACCAGCAAGAUUUGAGCCGGGUGCCUCAUUCAACACAUCAUCUGAGACCACAUCUCCUGUUACCAAUGAGAAUUAUUCUACUUUAACUGAAGUAAGAAAUUCAGAAAGGGAAGAACAAACAUCUCAAAACUCAGUAUCAGAGAACAUGGCAAGUGGGACAGGAAGCAUGAUUGAGGAUAAUGAAACUCCUGGGAGGACUAGGGCUAACCUUGAUGAAACUGACCAGUCUGAGAAGUUAUGUCUAGAUCAGGAACAUUUUCCUGGGAAAGCAGUUCAACAGGAUUACCACAUGCCCGAUGUCAUAACUAUCAGAGUACAAGCAGAUUCUGAUUCAUUCCAAGAUGUAAUCGUAAAAAUUGAAAGACCUACCUAUCAAAAACCAUUUCUGGGUGGAUUUAAGAACAGGAUAACAGGAGUGGAAUUUCAUAAUGCAGGAUCACAAACGAUACCCAAAAAACCACCUGAUAAAGGAAUUCUUGUAUUCUGUAGGGAAACACAGACUGUUUUUGAAAAAAAUAAGCGACAACAAACAACAAAUACAACAUCAACACAAAUGACUAAAACCGGCCUGUAUGUGUCAAACAAGACUGACAAACUAAUAAGUCCUGGGAAGUAUUUUACAGCGGAAGAAUACAAUAAACGUAGACUUGAAGCGGUAAUAGUAUUACAGAGAUAUUUCCGUCGUUGGCAUGCUACAAAUAUAGUACAAAAACUGAGGGAAGAAAAGAGGUUAAGGCUGGAGUGGGAGACACAAGACGAAUUAGAGAGAAAAAAAGAAAAAGAAGAAAAAUUGAGAAGGGAGCACGAGCGAAGACUGAACCCCAAAACAAAAGGAGACUUCGAGCUACUGUACCAUGCUUUAGAAUUAUGGAGGCAGGAGGAGACUGAACAGAUUAACAGAACUCUUACUGGAGCUGAAAGAAAGGCAGCACUUUGUGGACUUCUGGAACAAGAAGCACAGCUGAUUGCUUCCAUUGGGAGACACAAACUAAAUGCAGAUGAGGAGAAUCGACAAAAAGCAAUACUGCACUUUCUGAAUAAGUGUGCACAACCUAAGAGAUGGAAAGCAUAUGAUGGAAAAAUCACUGAAAUGGAUACACAGUACACACUCCGUGCCAGAGAACUACUGGAAAUCUACUGCAGCAUUAGCAUGAGUGACAUCCCACAAGAUGAGAGAAUAGAUGUGCUGCUAACAGUCAAAUGUACAGUGAAGGAACACGAAUGUAAAUUAACACAGGAGAUCAUGGAAUUAAUUGACAGGGAAAUUGAUCUUAUGUCAAGAGAGGUGAAAGAAUGCAACUUGGAAGGACUAAGGAAAAGAAUUUGUACAUUAUUUCUUCAGUUUAUUAAAAUUCCAAAGUUUAACCCUGAAGUUGCUAGGAUACUUAAGGUUCCACCAGAUCCCUUAAAGCUUUAUAAAAAUGUGAACUGCUGUCAGAGUUGCAAAAAUUACUUAUCAUCUACUGCGUUUCCUAUUCCUGCUAAUUCACGCACCACUGGCAGAUGUCGCUUGUGUUGCAAGCUUGAUAAUGAGGCUCGGCGCCGAGAAACAUUUUUGAAGUACAAACUUAUACUAGAAAAACUCAGAAAGUCUGAAGCUGAUUACCAGGAUGAUGCUAAAAUUGUUUUCUUACUUCAGCAUCAAGAUCUGCAGUACCUGAUUGAGAAAAUAUGGGGCUGUCAGUCAGCUCUCAGUGCCUGCAGUGACCUCUAUGAUUUGGUUAUGGUCAGGUGGGAUAAGCAGCAUGAGUGGUCUCCGUGGAACACUAUUCUUCUCACUAAAGAUGAGGCAGAUGCACAUCUUAAACUGUGUGACCUUCAGAAGGCUUACGAAGCGGCAUUUAUUCACAGAAUAAAGCAUAAGCAUAUCCGGGCAAAAAACUGCUUUGCUCAGAUUCCAGCCAUGACAUCAUUUUUGCAGGGGAGUGAAAAUCAGACAAAUGCAAAUGAAUUUUUAAUAGCUACGCCUAUUCCUACUGGUACAAAAACAUAACUCUUAGGUGAAGUUAGCUGAAGUUAAAGAAGUUAACUGAAUUGUCGAUUAAUGCAAUUUCCUUGGUUUUAAAGAAAUGUACUGUUUCAUCAAUACCUUAAUUGUAUUACACAUAUCAAAAUAAACUUCUGAGGUUAAAAUAAUUCGACCUUGACUAGUCAAUAUAACUGUAUUUCAUGUUUUGUAACCUUAUUAUUUAAAAACUAAAAUGUUGGUGAGUUUUGUAAAUGCUAAAUUUUUAGAACAAUGACUGUCUUUCUGUGUUUGCCUGUGUUGCUUGGAACAUUCGGUCUGUUGGGGGAACUUAGCUAAUUCUUUGUCACCUUUUAAUUAGAAAAAUAAUGUUACAAACUGUAUUAAAUUUCUCUCACCUUAAGGCAGAAAGUCUCAUAAAAGGCAGAAAAUCCUCUAGACCCUGAAUUCCUGCAGAACAGAAUUGAUAUGCCCUUCCAAAUAUAGAUGCUUUGCCUUACAAAGAUUUAGGCAAAAGAAUAACUUUAUAGUUCAUUUUGACGGUCAGAGUGGAACUGCCAGCCUGUAAUUAUUGCAUCUAAGAUCUUGAAAUCAGUGUAAAUCAGACUUACAAUUUUAAAUAAACAUUACAGACUGUUUGGAA